AUGGCGACGGCGGCCUUAGCUCUCCAGGUCAAUGGCCAGCAAGGAGGGGGGUCCGAGCCGGCGGCGGCGGCGGCAGUGGUGGCAGCGGGAGACAAAUGGAAACCGCCACAGGGGACAGACUCCAUCAAGAUGGAGAACGGGCAGAGCACAGCCACAAAGCUGGGACUGCCUCCUCUGACGCCCGAGCAGCAGGAGGCCCUCCAGAAGGCCAAGAAGUACGCCAUGGAGCAGAGCAUCAAGAGUGUGCUGGUGAAGCAGACCAUCGCGCACCAGCAGCAGCAGCUCACCAACCUGCAGAUGGCAGCAGUGACAAUGGGCUUUGGAGAUCCUCUCUCACCUUUGCAAUCGAUGGCAGCUCAGCGGCAGCGGGCACUGGCCAUCAUGUGCCGGGUCUACGUGGGCUCCAUCUACUAUGAGCUGGGGGAGGACACCAUUCGCCAGGCCUUUGCCCCCUUUGGGCCCAUCAAGAGCAUUGACAUGUCCUGGGACUCGGUCACCAUGAAGCACAAGGGCUUUGCUUUUGUGGAGUACGAGGUCCCAGAGGCUGCGCAGCUGGCCUUGGAGCAGAUGAACUCAGUGAUGCUGGGCGGCAGGAACAUCAAGGUGGGCAGGCCCAGCAACAUUGGGCAGGCCCAGCCCAUCAUAGACCAGCUGGCAGAAGAGGCACGUGCCUUCAACCGAAUCUACGUGGCUUCUGUGCAUCAGGACCUGUCCGAUGACGACAUCAAGAGCGUGUUUGAGGCCUUUGGCAAGAUCAAAUCUUGCACGCUAGCCCGGGACCCUACGACCGGCAAGCACAAGGGCUAUGGCUUCAUUGAGUACGAGAAGGCCCAGUCGUCUCAAGAUGCCGUGUCUUCCAUGAACCUCUUUGACCUGGGUGGCCAGUAUUUGCGGGUGGGCAAGGCUGUCACACCCCCUAUGCCCCUGCUUACACCUGCUACACCUGGAGGCCUCCCGCCAGCUGCCGCUGUGGCUGCAGCUGCAGCCACAGCCAAGAUCACGGCUCAGGAAGCAGUGGCCGGAGCAGCAGUGUUGGGUACCCUGGCCACACCUGGACUGGUGUCCCCUGCACUGACUCUGGCCCAACCCUUGGGGGCUUUACCUCAGGCUGUCAUGGCUGCCCAGGCCCCAGGAGUCAUCACAGGAGUGACCCCAGCCCGGCCUCCCAUCCCGGUCACCAUCCCCUCUGUGGGAGUGGUGAACCCCAUCCUUGCCAGCCCCCCGACGCUGGGCCUCCUGGAGCCCAAGAAGGAGAAGGAGGAGGAGGAGCUGUUCACCGAGUCUGAGCGGCCGGAGAUGCUGAGUGAGCAGGAGCACAUGAGCAUCUCGGGUAGCAGCGCCCGCCACAUGGUCAUGCAGAAGCUGCUCCGCAAGCAGGAGUCCACGGUGAUGGUUCUGCGCAAUAUGGUGGACCCCAAGGACAUUGACGACGACCUGGAGGGGGAGGUGACGGAGGAGUGCGGCAAGUUCGGCGCCGUCAACCGCGUCAUCAUCUACCAGGAGAAGCAGGGCGAGGAGGAGGAUGCGGAGAUCAUCGUAAAGAUCUUUGUGGAGUUCUCCAUGGCCUCCGAGACUCACAAGGCCAUCCAGGCCCUCAAUGGGCGCUGGUUUGCCGGCCGCAAGGUGGUGGCCGAAGUGUAUGACCAGGAGCGAUUUGAUAACAGUGACCUCUCCGCGUGA
This is a messenger RNA of Pipistrellus nathusii (Nathusius's pipistrelle), 1680 nucleotides long. The record is from the annotation of a GenBank genome assembly. NCBI's taxonomy places the organism in Eukaryota, Metazoa, Chordata, Mammalia, Chiroptera, Vespertilionidae.